Messenger RNA from Hemicordylus capensis (graceful crag lizard), 6048 nucleotides. It is a transcript of the gene CLIC4, whose product is annotated as chloride intracellular channel 4. The record is from RefSeq and is a predicted model, not a curated record. NCBI's taxonomy places the organism in Eukaryota, Metazoa, Chordata, Lepidosauria, Squamata, Cordylidae. Bases 248 to 1108 code for a protein of 286 amino acids. The transcript has 7 exons.
CUCGCCCGCCGCCCUUUUAGUCGCGGUCGGUCCCGCCUCUUUCGGCGGAGCUGAGCUGAGUCUUUCUCCGGAGCGCGUUCACCUACGCCGGCAGGCGCGCUCUCUCGAUCCCCUGAGCUGUGUGAGGGAAGGCAGGAGGCGGGGGCGCGCAAGAGCCUCUUGGAGGGGCGGCGGCGAGGACGGCGAAGUCGGUCCGGGGAAAGUCUCCACGCAGAGCCGGGACUGAGUCAGGCAGGGCGGGCGGAGCAUGGCGCUCUCGGUGCCGGUCAACGGGGUGAAGGAAGAGGAGGGGAACAGCAGGGAGCCGCUCAUCGAGCUCUUCGUCAAGCUUUGGAACAACAGGCCCCUACCCUGGCAGCCCUGGCUUCACAUCCAGCUCCUCAGGUGCCUCCCUGUAAUGCACCCCCUAAUUCUAAAGGCUGGCAGUGAUGGCGAAAGCAUCGGCAAUUGCCCCUUUUCUCAGAGACUCUUCAUGAUUCUUUGGCUCAAGGGAGUGGUGUUCAGUGUUACGACAGUGGACUUGAAAAGGAAGCCUGCAGACCUUCAGAACUUGGCUCCAGGGACUCACCCACCCUUUGUCACAUUUAACAAUGAGGUGAAAACCGAUGUGAACAAGAUUGAAGAGUUCCUUGAAGACGUCCUCUGCCCACCCAAAUAUGCAAAGCUUUCACCAAAACACCCAGAAUCCAACACUGCUGGAAUGGACAUAUUUGCUAAAUUUUCUGCAUUUAUCAAGAAUUCCAGGCCAGAAGCUAACGAAGCCUUGGAGAGGGGCCUUCUGAAAACACUGCAGAAGCUGGAUGACUACCUGAACACUCCUCUCCCGGAUGAGAUUGACGAGAACAGUAUGGAGGAUGUCACAGUGUCUACUCGCAAGUUUUUGGAUGGCGAUGAGAUGACGCUAGCAGAUUGCAACCUGUUGCCCAAACUCCAUAUUGUCAAGGUCGUGGCCAAGAAGUAUCGCAACUUUGAUAUUCCCAAGACAAUGACGGGGAUUUGGAGGUAUUUGACCAACGCCUAUGGCCGCGAGGAAUUCACCAACACUUGUCCUGGAGACAAAGAGAUUGAAAUCGCAUACAGCGACGUAGCAAAGAGACUCACUAAAUAAGCAGCCCCUCGUUGCACAUCCAUAACAAAAUGCUUCUUUUAAUAGACUUCUCCUUUUUUGUCCUUUUUAAGAUAGCAAUUUACUUUGCAUGAACUUGCAGUUAUUCAUUGUUACGUCAGGUAGACCAGGUACAGCAAUCUGUUUAAAACUUGCAAAGGGAUGGCUUGCUGCGUACUAGUUUUGCCUCCUAUAGCAAGCAAGAUGAAUGCAGUGGUUAAUGUUGCAGUGAAGCAAUUCUGGAUCCAACCCAGACCCUGGGCCCAUGGCAGUCCGCGGGCCAGCUUUCCAUAGUCAGCAGAAUCCGAGUGGUUAAAACGUUUUUUGCAGACUGAACAACUUCAGGCUGGGGGAAUGGGGUCCAUGUUUUGAAUACUCCCUCUGGCAUGAUAUGUGUAGGGAGUAUUUAUUUGAAGAGGCAGGCCUCACCUGCAGCCUGGAAUGGUUCAGUCUAGGAAGAAGCAAUUCUGCAGAUGGUAUAAACUGGCCUUUUAGGUCUCGGAAGAGACCUAGAAUUCUCAAAACAUUGUAGGAGGAGUUUUUGUUGUAGUUCAAAGACUAUUUAUACCAGAGCUCCCUGAAAUACUGUACCUGCCAGUCUGUCUGAACUGUGCACCAAAGGCUUUUAUUGCCACCUUGGAAAGAAGUAACUUUCAAGACGUACUCGGGCAAAUGUCUUGCAAAGGUCCUCUUGCUGAUGAGGAGGACACAUUGCAUAAACCCAAUAGCCUGAGGCUACAGCUGCAAGUGGCUUCUUUUUAAGGCCCUAAGAGCCUCAUCAAUAUAUAGGACUCUUCUCUAAAUGAUAUUCAAAACCUGAGCAGUCAAGCAACUUAGAUAAGCGCUAAGUUUUUAUUCAGUAAAUAAUUGCUCUUACGUUGCUAGCUAGAAGUGCAGCAGUUGACUGCUGGAGGCGUUUCCCUUCUUGCUUCACUAAAGUCAGGAUCUUGCAAAGGUUUUACACACACACACACACACACACACACACACACACACACACACACACACAUAUAUGCGCUCAAGUGACCUUCAGAAACCACCUUCUUUGCCUUAAUGGGCCACAUAUGUACUUCAUCACUAUUUUCACCUGUGAAGCGAGUGGCACAUGAUCUAUCCCCUCUUGUGUUAGUUUUUCCAUUCUGAGUUGUUUGUUGCACAUGUUCCCGAUCUCCAGUGUUUCACGCCACAAUCAUAUGUGACAGAGGUCAAGUUUUUUGUAUAACAGCGUUAAGGAAUAGCACUGUAACCUAAAAAAGCAAUUUUUGUGUUGCUAAAUGGGGUUUCGUUAAUAAAAAAGACAAGGGUUUGAGGCAUGGAGUAACCUUUCUAUUGAUUCUUAAAUGCCAUCAAAGACUACUCCAAAGCACACCAGUCUCUCCACCAUACCUUUUUGUAACUUUUACAACAGCGCAUUUUUAAAAAGUUAAAAUGUAAGGCCACUUUUCUUAACAGCUUUUUUAAUAUCUAGAAGUUGGUGAGUGCUAUUCCUUCCAGGUUUGUGCAACCCAGCUUUGUUAGUUGGGAAGCAGGUCCUUCGGAGUGCAGUCGGUCCUCCUCCCAAGUCAGUGUGCACACGUUGACUGCCUGAGUUACUAAGUCAGUAGUGCAGAGGAGGAUUGAAGCCUUUUUGUACAAUAACUUCCUGACAAGAGACCUGGGUGUUAGGAGCCUUGUCUCUCUCCCCACCCCACUCCCCACCACACACAAGUAUCGUAUUUUUUAUGGUGUGAUCUCUCAAUCAAAUUAGCAGAAACAGGUGAUCGCUUUGUAUUUCUUACACAUAGGUUUGCGGUGCCUUCUAGCUUCUUCCUAGAUUUAAAAUGUCCAGUAUUAUAGCAAGAUUUGUUCUGUGUUGAUCUCAUUGCUGAGUGUGACCACUUCAAGCAUCCUGCAACUUGGGCACAAACCUACCAUCUUCUCAGUAGUGGUUCAUCUCCGUGAGCUGGGGCGGGGGGGAUGCCAGAGGAGAGGCGCAGCUGCCUCUGCUUCCCAGAAGCAGCUGUAGCUCUACCUGAUGAAUGGCCAGCCUGCAGGCAGCAUGGCUCUUGGAUGGGGCAGGUGAGAGAGGAGGGAGCAACUCGAGCUCCUCCUGGAAAGCAGGCAGCUGUACUUCCUUUGGUGCCUUCCCCCCAGCCCGUUAAGAUAGGACCGGCCGCGACUGCCUUUUAUCACACGUUUUAUUUCCGGUUACAGCUUAGACUGACUUCACAUGUCUGAGACCUGCUCCCAACUCCUGCUGACCUUGCCCCCCUCCACCUCUUGAUGGUGCAGUUGGUCGAUUUGGUGUGCAGAUUCAGUAAUCGCCUGGCCAAAUGCUAGAACUGCACUGGGCAAGCGUGGUGGCGGACCAGCUGCAGGUGACCACUGCUGAUCUUUAGUCUAGCAAACCACCGUAUUUGUUCCCUGCCCCGUUGUCUUCCCACACAAACUGGCUGCUCGGUGUCUGUAUAGCAAGGCAAAAAAUUUAGGCCAGUGUUUUGCCCCCCCCCUUCUCAAUAUGAAUUGAGAUCUCUUUGGAAGGUACAUUCAGUCAUUGCCUCCCAACUGCAUCGGUCAAAGGAAGAAGCCGCUUGCCAGUUUUUCAAAUGAUAUUGUAAAUAACCCAGGGAAACUUUGUUUCCAUCAUUUGGUGCUGAUUAUGACUUUGCGCUAUUGCAAACUUAACAUUUGAAAUACAGGAAGUGGUUUAAAUCUUGCACGCCUAAUCGUAUUAAGCUGGAACCAGCAAGUCCUUUGGACACAGUUCAGGAAAAAGCCUUAUCUCCCAAGUACCAAUGUACAUAUCAUGGCCCAUUGUGUGCCCAGUUAUCCAUGUGUGUGCAAUUGAAGGAAUUGUUCACACAAAUUAGGAUGUCUGUGUCCAGUUGGGUGACUUUAAUACCGCAUGUGGACAAACAUAUUUUUAUCCUGGGGGAAUGGGGCAGGGGCUUCUCAACCUCUCUUUUAAUUGAGUUUCAGGGAUUCUACUUCCAGCCAGCAAAAUCUUCAGCACUAGAGGCCCCCACCCUCAUAACCCCUUCCCCCAACGGCAGUCUGCAGGCUUGUGAUUGUGUUUAGGGGGCCCCCAUGAGUCGGAAAUAUGAGCAGAGACUAGAUUCCUAAAACAGAGUUCCUAAAACAGAGUUGCCAAGAUCAUGGGAAUCACUUCAAUCCUGUGCAUGCAACUUGUCUUGAGGAAAGUAAAGGACCAUCAGAGAGGGAGUCUGACUGUCUUGCCACACGUGGCAAAGUUCAAAUUUGAAAUUGGACUCCUAAAUUGAAUUCCUGAAGUUCAAAUUUGAAAUUGAAGUUCAAAUGGGGAAUUGAGGCACUUCUUUGCCUAAAUAUAGGCACACACACUUUCAGAAUGCCAGUCCGUGUAGGACCUGCAGAUGUAGCCAUGGAGUUGAAAGAUGUUGUGUUGCUAUAAGACUAGGCGAAGUAGCAGAUUUUCCUUUAAAAUCAGCAGUGCAGAAGAUGCAUUUCCUAUUGCAUUAGCCACAGAUCACUUUCAUGUUAAUGAGGCGUACACAGGAGAUGUCCCCCAUAGUUAGGCUGUGUGUAUGUGCCAUUUUGGAUUUGGGAACAGGGCGGAGAGGGAGAGCACGUGCUUUUCAUGUAGAAGGUCUUGGAUUCAAUCUCUGGCAUCUCCAAGUAGGGCAAGGAAAGACCCUGUUGGGUUCUGCCCUCCAGGUCGGGCAAGGAAAGCCUUGGAGAAGUCACUGCCCAUCAGUGUAGGCCAGGGCUUUACAACUUCAGCCCUCCAAAUGUAGCUCCCAUUAUCUUACAGUGGCCAGUUGCCGGAGAUGAUGGGAGUUGUAGUCUAACACUUUCAGGAGGGCUGAAGUUGUGUGGUGUGGACAGGACUGAGUGGGGUGGGCCAACCGUCUGGUUCUGUAUAAGGCCGUUGCAGGUUGAAAUUAAAGCUGACAUUUAAAACAACCUUGAGAUGGACGAAAAAGUGCCCUGCUUGGGCAGAAGAAUUAAAAAAAUUCAAGUACUUAUUAAAAACACACACACCCUGCAAUGGCAUGUAUCUCUUUAGAAGUGUUUCCCUUUUCUGUAGGAAUGCCAUUUCUAAGGUGCCUGCAGAGAGGCAUCAUUUAUCUAAGCAAAGUAUGUUGCUUGGUGCCGAAUCUUUUUACCCCUAUGCAUAUAAUUCAUACGGAUAUCAGUUGCUUAUGUUGGUUAGACCUGGGGUUCCGAAGCUUGGGCCCCCAGCUGAUGAUGGACGACAAGACCCAUAAUCUCUUCAGACAAUGGCCUUCAGCCACUGGUGGGGAAUGAUGGGAGUUGUAGUCCAACAUUUGGGGACCCAGGUUUGAAGAGCCCCAGGGUUCUCACCAUCUGGGUGUCUAGGCCUCAGUAAAAGGCCUAGUGGAAUUGAGGGGAGUCUAUGCCACAAGAGCUUAGGGUGUGUGGGCACUUAAAUUCUCUGGCAGAUGCAUGUGGCCUGUAUGCAGCAGGGCUGUGUUGAGCCCUCCCCCCUCAAAUGGGCCACUCAAGGAUAUUUCGGCUCUUUCCCAUGAAAUUUAACCUAAAUGUUCCUUGCCAGAAGAGGGUAAUGCUAAAGCAACUUCCUAUGCUGAAAAACUUUGGCUGUAAAUCACAGAAGAUGUCUUGUCCCACGUGAAACCACAAGUGCUCAGAUACCGUGAAGUUCUUCGUGCUUUUGAGCAUAUCUGACAAGAAUGUUAUUUCCAAGUUGGCCGGGGGGUGGUGGUGGUAUUUUCAGCACUUCCUGCUCAACUGUUGUAUGGGCUGUGGGAUUGGGGUAGGGGGCAGAGAUUCCCAGAAGGGGCAGGCCAUUUAGUUUUGGCUUCUGUAUAGAGAGAUGCUUGGGAUCUCCAUACGGCACAUUGUCAUAUGCUUAUCUGUUCACUUUUCUGGAAUAUCUUCUACAGAUAUACCAGCAAACUGCUGGCAGCUAUUGUUAAAAAAUAAAAUUAUAUUUUUCACUUAAA